Cydia amplana is the source of this 1910-nucleotide messenger RNA. It is a transcript of the gene Nup58, whose product is annotated as nuclear pore complex protein Nup58-like. Gene Ontology annotation, cellular component: nuclear pore. Gene Ontology annotation, biological process: nucleocytoplasmic transport. Lineage: Eukaryota; Metazoa; Arthropoda; Insecta; Lepidoptera; Tortricidae. The transcript is spliced from 13 exons. The record is from RefSeq and is a predicted model, not a curated record. Gene Ontology annotation, molecular function: structural constituent of nuclear pore. The coding region runs from base 108 to 1865 and encodes 585 amino acids.
UUCUUCUUGGCCAUCAAAUUACUGUUCGCGGUAUUAAUUUUAUAGAAAAUCAUGAUGUUCUUGUUCUAAUGCUGUGAUUAUAUGCGAAAAGUGCGUGAUUCGACAAAAUGUCUUUUUCAUUUGGCACUCCAUCAAGUGCACCAGCUUCAUCAGGUCUCUCUUCAGGGUUCAGCUUCGGCGCUGCCAAGCCCGCGACGCCGGGCUUCGGUUUGGCAACAUCGCAGCCUUCAAGCUUCGGUUUCGCUAGCCCAGCGACGAGUUCGGCGCCUGCGUUCGGUGCAGCGCCCGCUUUUGGGGCGACUGGUUUUGGGGCUAACACGAGCACUCCAGCGUUUGGGGCGGGGGCGACUUCCACUCCCGCGUUCGGGGCCAGCUCCGGGUUCGGGGCGUCAGCAGCGCCUGCUUUUGGAGCUUCUACGACCCCUGCGUUCGGUGCAACUUCCGCAGCACCAGCGUUUGGCGCAGCAACAGCAACACCUGCCUUUGGGGCUACUUCGGCUGCCCCUGCUUUUGGAUCAACUGCUAACCCAACAUUUGGAGCCACAACUACUCCAGCUUUUGGAGCGACCUCUCAGCCUGCAUUUGGGGCUACAGCCACACCAGCCUUCGGCCAAACAAGUGCCCCAUCGUUUGGUGGUGGAUUGGGCACCAGCGGCCUCAACUUUGGGGCUGGGACCAGCACUGCUUCAACUGGAUUGAACUUUGGCGCACCAGCUACCUCGGCAGGCACAGGCCUCGGAGGACUGGGGGGCUUCGGUUUUGGGGCUACAGCUUCUACUCAGGGCGGUUUUGGAUUUGGAGCAACAACUAGCACAACUAACAGUUUAUUUGGUGCCAAAUUAGGGGCGACCACAGGACUUCAAACAUCCACUACGGUGACGCCCAGUCUCGGUUUAGGCGGUUUAUCGCAAAGCGGCAUUGGGACUGCGAACACAGCCACAGGCGAUGGAAAAAAUGAACCGCCGAAACAGACCAAGCUGCCAAAUGAAUUAUUAACCGAUGUGGAGUCAUUCAAAGAGUUUGUGAAGAAGCAGAAAUCACUCAGCUCGGACAUCAUGAGAGUGUCAAUCAAGCCGUUGCAUAAGGUGUCUAGCACGGCGGAGUGCACGCUGCGCGCGGCGCUGGCGCUGAGCGGCGAGGUGGGGCGCGCGCGCGCGCGGUCGGCGCGCCUGCGCGCGGCCGCCGCCGCCGCGCAGGCGCACGCCGAGGCCGCCGCCCGGGACACGCUCGGCACGGAGUUAGAAGGCAUGGCGCCGCCGGCGUACAUCAAAGAGCUGAUCGCAGAGCUGGAGCAGCAGAUAGUGACGUUCCGUCGGCAGAUGGAGGUCGCCGACAAACAGAUGCAGUCGUCGCCCAAACUGCUCACUGAACAAGAGUUGACUCUCGGCAUAAGGCGCAUGCACGAGUCGCUAGUAGCGCUGGCGGGUCGUCUACAAACUGUGCACACGCAAGUCGAGGCGCAGAAGGAGCAGUACCUGAACCUGAGGAAAUACGUGCUCAAGGACUCCACUGACGUCUUCAACUCUGUGUCAGCCAGUCACAGUCUAGAUCAGAUUCUGCGUGACGCAGAAGGCACAAGAAAGAAGACUAAGUCAGGGCUAAACGACAGCCUAGGCCGCGCCGUGCUGUCAGACCCUAGGGCUGCUUUAGGUAGCAUAGCUCAGCUAGCGGGACCCACGCCAUUCAGCUACCUGGGCAAUUCAUUCUCCCCGUACCCUGGAGCUGAUAAUAGUGCAGGCAGCAGCUGGCAGCCGGGCGCUGCGCCGGCGCCGCCGCCGGUGCUCGCCGCCCCCGCGUUCGCGGCGCACGACUCCGGCGCAGGAUUCCAGCUCCAGAAACCGCCCGGGAAGCGCGGCAAACAAUGAUAUUGGCGGUAACCAGGGCUGACGGACUCACGCGGCCCUGUGGUC